Molecule: messenger RNA, 4112 nt
Organism: Microplitis demolitor
Lineage: Eukaryota; Metazoa; Arthropoda; Insecta; Hymenoptera; Braconidae
Product: syntaxin-1A
Exons: 9
Coding region: 177-1055 (292 amino acids)
Biological process (GO): exocytosis; intracellular protein transport; synaptic vesicle fusion to presynaptic active zone membrane
Cellular component (GO): SNARE complex; endomembrane system; presynaptic active zone membrane
Molecular function (GO): SNARE binding; SNAP receptor activity
Source: RefSeq, a predicted model, not a curated record
GCUUAGGUAUCGAUUUUACGAUCGUGUCUCUGGCGGUUAGUGUGUCCGUUUCCUUAGUUUUUAGUGGCCGUGCUCGUCGUUGUUACAUGAAGAAUAAAAUCGUGAAUGGAAUUAUUAACUAUAAAUUGUUUUAAAUUAACUCUCCGUUGACUUGUCGCGUAACUCGUCAUUAAAUCAUGACUAAGGAUAGAUUAGCAGCCCUCGUAGCGGCUCAGUCGGAUGACGAUGAAGCGCCCGACGAGGUGUCCGUUAACGUGGGCGGGCAAGAAGAUUUCAUGACAGAAUUUUUUGCGGAAGUGGAGGAUAUCCGCGAAAUGAUUGACAAUAUCCAGACGAAUGUCGAGGAAGUGAAGAAGAAGCACAGCGCCAUCCUGUCGGCGCCCCAGACCGAUGAGAAAGUCAAAAUGGAACUGGAGGAUCUCAUGGCUGACAUAAAGAAAACUGCAAACAAAGUUCGGGCAAAAUUAAAGGUGAUAGAACAGAAUAUCGAGCAGGAAGAGCAUACGAACAAAUCUUCCGCAGAUUUAAGGAUACGCAAAACUCAGCAUUCGACAUUAUCAAGGAAGUUCGUCGAAGUUAUGACAGAGUACAAUCGGACGCAAACCGAUUACAGAGAACGAUGUAAGGGAAGAAUACAACGACAGCUUGAAAUCACGGGGAGAACUACCACUAAUGAAGAGCUCGAGGAAAUGCUUGAACAGGGAAAUCCUGCAGUAUUCACGCAAGGGAUUAUAAUGGAAACGCAACAAGCCAAACAGACUCUUGCUGAUAUUGAAGCACGUCACGCUGACAUUAUAAAACUCGAAAAUUCAAUCAGGGAACUUCACGAUAUGUUUAUGGAUAUGGCAAUGUUAGUCGAGAGUCAGGGUGAAUUGGUGGACCGGAUUGAAUACUGCGUCACACAAACUGUUGACCACGUUGGUCAAGCUCACGGUCAGCUCAAGAAGGCCAAAGAAUAUCAAUCAAAGGCGCGCAAGAAAAUGAUCCUGAUAAUAGUCUGCCUGACAGUGGCGGUCAUCAUUUUAAUUGUUAUUUUGGUUGUCAAUUUGAGAUAAAUUAUUAAUAUAUCACAGAAACAGUUAAACGAUCACCAACACAAACAAAUUUUUCAGCAUUCCUGCGCCGAAAAUUUAAAUUCUCGCCCUGUUUAGCGGGAAGAAAGUCCUUUUUUUCUAUGAGAAAGCAAAUGAUAAAAAUUAACGCAUGCGCCAUUCUUCCCACAGAGGCAAAAAUUUGAAGUUUCAGGAGCAUAUUUGGUGAAAAAUAUUAUGCAGACCGGAAGAAAGUAGGACGUCCCUAUGUGCGAAUUUGCCGCCUUUAGCUCGGGUCGGCAAUUACACAUGUGGGUUGGAAUGUCCCACUUUCCUCCCUUGGUAUGUAAUAUACUAUUAUUUAUAAAAAACUAAAUUUAUUAUUUUAACCUUAGAAAAUUAUUUUUAUCUUGGUAGUUUUAUCAAACUAAAAAAGUUUUUGUUACGAAAAUUAAGAUGGGAUGACGUAAUAUUUGAGUUAAUUAUAAAUUCAAACCGCAAAGUUAUCGUCUGUAUAAUUAAUGUAUUUAAGUUUUAACAUUUCUUGUAAUAUUAAUUUUAGUCUAUUUAUAUUUCAAAAUUAACUACAAGACGUUGGUACUUGAGGCUGCGGUAUAUCUCUGUACAGUAUAACUUUAUAUUUUAUUUAAUACCUCUAACUCCAUUCAAGUCUUUCUUCUCGAGUUUAACUUGUCAUAACUGAUCAUCAUGACAAGGAAACACGCGAGGGAUCAUCAUAAUCCAUAAAAAUCUACUAUUGUAUUUUCCAUCACGAAAACUUUCAUUUCUUCUUUUAAUUUCCAUUUUUCUUUUUUUAAAAAAAAAAUUUACGCUCUUACGUCUUUAUUUUCGUGAAAACUUUUUUUAAAUAAAAGGUAAAAAAAAAUAUAUAAUGAAUCUAAAAAAUAAAUAUAGUAAAUGUUAUACGUAAGAUACACUGAUAUAUUUAUUUAUUAAAGAUAAUUUCUUCUAUAAAUUUAUUUAAAAUUGUAAAUAAAUUUAAUAAAUAUUUAAGGUAGAGGAAAAGAAAGAGAUUUUUAAAAAUCUAUAUUGUAUUGUAUAGGUACUUAUAUUAAUAAAAGUAUGAUUGCGUGAAUGAUAUUUACAUAAAUAAAAUAAAGCGAUAGAAAAAAAAAAAAAUGGGAAAUUUAAUUGAGAUAAUCCUCAAUAAGUUCACAGCUAUCGCGCAAUACUCUAUAAUAAUAAAAUAAAAAUAAAUUCAGCAUAAAAAAGUAGGAGUUAGAACACAAUAGCAAAGUAUUUACGAAAAUAAAUAAUUGAUGCGCUUGGAAAAAUAACCAUCAAUGUUAAUUUAUUAUUUAUAAUUACAAUUAUAAUGGCAAUUAAAAUGUAGAGAAAUAUUAAUCAAUUUGAAAAUAGUAAUUGAAGGAAAACUUUAUUGUGUAUUAAAUUAAGUGAUCUAAUAAUUAAUAAUAAAUAUAUUGAGAGAAUGAAUGAUAGGAAAAAUGAAAUAUGAUAAAGUAUAGACCGAAACAAUAAACGAUAAAUGAGAAAAAUGUAAUCCAAGAUCGACAAGAUAUUGUACAUAUUUUCAUUGUGUAAUGGGUCGAGGAUUUAUCUGAGUAAGUAUCGAUUUGAUAUUUAUGUUCGUUCCGUGCUGUUUUUAUUUCUUAUUAUAAUUAUCACUAUUUGUAAUAUUCUUUAAUACGACGGUUGCCUGAGCUUUAAUUUAUUUUUGCUAGCGCCGUCUUUUGUAUUUUUUAUUAUUUCAAUAUUUAUAUUUAUACUUUAUUAUAUUAUUUAUGUGUAUUAUUAUCAUUAAUUAUUAUUAAUUAUGUAUUUUGAAAUUAUUCUUCACAAUAUUACGUACAAGAUGCAUGUAUAGUUUAUUUUACUUAUUUAAAAUAUAUAUAUAAUUAUAAUAAAUAUAAGAAAUUUUUUCGUAAAAUUUAAUUCUUAGAUAAAAGACCCAAUUAUUCAAAAAAUAUUAAUUAGUGGCAUUAUUUUAUUUAACUACUUCCUGAAUAAAUAAAAAUUUAAAAUAAAUUUUUUUGAAACUUAAAAUCUGUAAAUUAAAUAAAAUAAAAAAUAAUUUUCUGUCACUUCUUAAUAUCCGGCUCAAUACUUGGGUAUUUUAUUUAAAUUUAUAUAAUUAUUUAAAAAAAUAAUUUAGCCGUUUUUUUAAAAAAAAUUUAUUGACGUACGCUGGUUUAAUUUUUUUAGAAAAUCAUAUAUUUUUCAGAUAUUGAAUAUAUAAAAUAAUAAAAGUAUACGUAAAAGCUUACAACUUUACAACACAAUCGGAUUAUAAAAUAUUCAAGAGAUUAGUCGAUAUCAGAUUAAUAUACAAAAAAUCUCAUCGUACUUUGUUUUAUAAAAAGUUAUUUUUUUUAUUAAAAAAAAAAACUGGAAUUAAUUUUAGUGGAAAAAAUAAUUUUUUGUAAAACAAUAAAAAUAAUAAUUUAUUAUUUAAAUCAACUAAGCAUUUAAUUGUAAUAAAUUUAUGUAAUUUAGUAAGCAAAAAUUUGAGCAUUUAAUAAAAAAUAUAUGAAAACUUAAAUAGUAAUAAAUAUACAAACAAAUUCAUAUGUAUGUAGUGAAUAUAAAUAUAAAUAGAUUAAUAAUUAUUAGGAUUGAUAGAAACAAAUAUGGAGUAAAUGAAUAUAUAUUGAACUUAGAUAAUAAUAAUGUUGAAUAUUCAUACUGUAUUUACUGAGCAGUAGUCAAAUAUGUAAUGUAAUAUAAUAUAAAUGUUUAAUAUUACGAACCCGGACUAAGCCGAUGUAACAUGCGAUUGAAGUAGGUGUUGACAUUCAAUUUCACGGCAACUGUUUCUGUGAUUUAUUUCAGGUACCGCUGCCGCAUGUAGAUUUAUGUGUAAGUCUUUUAAAAAAGAGUAGCAGUGGACAGAGCGUUGAUAUGUUGAAUAAAAAAAUAUGUUUAACAAUAAAUUAAGUGACAUGAUACUGAAUGCCAAUAAAAUAAGAGAUGAUAUGAGACACUAUUUAAAUAAUAUCAAUUAUUAUUAUUUAAUAAAUUUAUUUUCACUGAAUAUUUUGAAAUUUUAAAUGUUUUAUGUUUGAAUAAUUACCUGUAAUAUAAUAAUAAUGAAUAACAAUA